Jatropha curcas is the source of this 1077-nucleotide messenger RNA. Its product is annotated as Mitochondrial transcription termination factor family protein. Gene Ontology annotation, biological process: regulation of DNA-templated transcription. Lineage: Eukaryota; Viridiplantae; Streptophyta; Magnoliopsida; Malpighiales; Euphorbiaceae. The record is from RefSeq and is a predicted model, not a curated record. Gene Ontology annotation, molecular function: double-stranded DNA binding.
AAAAAAGACCAAGUUAAUCCUCAAAGACUGAAGGGCAUGGAAAUCCCUACACUCAAAUAUUACCGGUCCACGCGACAAAAAGACCCAGAAAGAAAGGAAGAGAGCGCUCAAAGGAGGAUAGUUAGUUAAGUUAGCUAUUCGAUACAACGUAGGGACAGAUUCUUUUCCUGCUAUCUCUGUGCUCUCUGUGUUCAACUCUGUGCUAUCUGUGUUCACUCUCUCCCUCUCUCAAGGUGAGGUCACUGAAUUUACUCUCUUUUACUCAGUACAGGGAUGCUAGGAAGACCACUGACUUCUCCUCUGUUAACAUUUGAUUCCAAGACAUGUUUGAGCUUUUUAACUCCCAAUCUUGCCCCUAGUGUUGCUCAUUCGAAUGUGAAAUAUUCUGGUGCUUUUUCAUCAAGUGUAAUCACCUAUACCUCUCAUUUUUCUCCUAAGAAGUGGAUAUUACGUUCUACUGCACAAAUUGACAAUUUAACUUUGAGUGAUGAAGAGAAGAAGACAUGGGAAGCAUGCAGAGAAGCCCUAUCUGCAUUCGAGUUCAGUGUUGAGGAGAAAGACAAGAUGCUUGGAAAAGCAUUUGGUCACGUGCAUUCGCCUUACUGGGGAGAAGAAAGAAAAAAAGAAGUCCCAAAAUUUGAAAUUGUAAGUGAAAUAUUAGAUUAUCUGAGAAGUCUUGGUCUUUCUGAUGAUGAUCUCUACAAAUUGGUCAAAAAAUUUCCUGAAGUUCUCGGUUGUAGCCUUGAACACGAAUUGAGGAAUAAUGUGAAGAUACUUGAGAAGGAUUGGGGGAUAAAAGGAAAAUCAUUACGAAAUCUUAUGCUUCGAAAUCCAAAAGUUUUAGGUUACAACAUUGAUUGCAAGGGAGAUUGUAUGGCGCAAUGCACACGGUGUUGGGUUCGGUUUUAGCAGAAUGUCAAUAAUUUUUUCAUAUACUGAAGGGAGACUAAUGCAAUAUCGUUUCCUCCUACAUCUUUUCUGCAUAUACUGUGUAUAUAUGUUUGAAUAUGCACAUCUUCAUUUAAAAUUAACACAUGAUUAUUUUCAGUAUUAAUGUCAUUAAUUAUGUUUGUCAAA